Messenger RNA from Aspergillus tanneri, 1089 nucleotides. RefSeq names its product tyrosinase family protein. NCBI's taxonomy places the organism in Eukaryota, Fungi, Ascomycota, Eurotiomycetes, Eurotiales, Aspergillaceae. The coding region runs from base 1 to 1089 and encodes 362 amino acids. The record is from RefSeq and is a predicted model, not a curated record. Gene Ontology annotation, molecular function: oxidoreductase activity. The transcript has 4 exons.
AUGGUUGCCUUGUACACUCUCAGCUUGGGUUUGUUGGCCUCGCAGGCUUGGGCUUUACCCGCUGUUCAAACAAGGGCGGGGGUGCAACUUGUGGAAUCUGCGUAUCCGCCGCGAAUGGAGGACUUUCACCACAUCCCAGAGGAAAAACUACAUCAAGUCCGUGCUGUGUCUGCAGAAAUUGCCUUCGCGUACCCCAGCCGACAUGGCCCCCGGGCCAAGACUCGGUAUGAAGACUUUGUCACGACGCACAUCAACCAGACCUCGCAGAUUCACUAUACGGGUACCUUCUUAGCCUGGCAUCGCUACUACGUCUUCCAGUUCGAGCAAGCUCUUCGCAACGAAUGCGGAUACACCGGUGACAUCCCGUACUGGCACUGGGGCGCUGACACCCACAGCUUGGAGGAAUCUCCGAUAUUCGACGGCAGCGACACCUCGAUGUCCGGCAACGGGGUACCGAUCCCCAACCAGCUGCACAUACAGCUCCACCUCGGCGACUACCCCUCCAUCGACCUUCCCCCAGGCACCGGAGGAGGCUGCGUCACCAGUGGCCCCUACUACAAAGUGCACCUGUGCCCAGCAGCUCUAGUCCUACCGGGAGGAAACACCUCCGCAGCGGAGAACCCGCUCGCGUACAACCCACGCUGCAUGAAACGCUCGCUCACCACCGAGAUCCUCCAGCGAGACAGUAGCUACCCGAAGAUCGUGCAGUUGAUCCUCGGCACCGACUCCAUCUGGAAUUUCCAGAUGACUAUGCAGGGGAUUCCCGGUAGUGGAUCCAUCGGCGUGCACGGCAGCGGCCAUUACUCCAUGGGUGGUGAUCCGGGACGCGACGUCUUCGUUAGUCCUGGCGACGUGGCGUUCUGGCAUCAUCAUGGCAUGGUCGAUCGGGUGUGGUGGAUUUGGCAGAACUUGGAUCUUAAGAAUCGUCGGAAUGCCAUCUCCGGUACGGGUAGUUACUUGAAUAAUCCGCCCACGCCGAAUACGACGCUCGAUACUAUUUUUGAUCUGGGAUAUGCAAAUGGUGGGCCCAUCGCUAUGCGGGAUCUUAUGAGUACCGCCUCGGGACCUUUCUGCUAUGCGUAUUUAUGA